Messenger RNA from Teleopsis dalmanni, 441 nucleotides. Its product is annotated as keratin, type I cytoskeletal 10-like. The record is from RefSeq and is a predicted model, not a curated record. Bases 10 to 441 code for a protein of 143 amino acids. The transcript has a single exon. Lineage: Eukaryota; Metazoa; Arthropoda; Insecta; Diptera; Diopsidae.
AUAUUUAAAAUGCGCUAUUUGUGGUAUGUAAGCGUACUGCUAGUGCUGGGAGUUUUAGCAAAUGUUAGCAUAGCAGAAGAUUCACAACAAUUAAUAGAACCUAAAGAAGAAACUAAUGUAGCCGUCAAGGAACUUUUAAAUGCAGAUGCCGGUACGACAGCUGAUAGCACAGGCGAUCGUGAGACUAGACAAGCACGUACAUUUGGUUUACUAGGUGGAUUGGGAGGAUUUGGUAGUCCAUUUUAUGGAGGUGGCUUUGGCAGACCAUUCUAUGGUGGUGGAUUCGGCAGACCAUAUUAUGGCGGUGGAUUUGGCCGACCUUUUUAUGGUGGUGGCUUUGGCCGACCUUUCUAUGGUGGUGGCUUUGGCAGACCAUUUUAUGGUGGUGGCUUCAGAAGACCUUUCUACGGCGGAUUCCGAAGACCUGGUUUCUAUGGUUAA